This is a messenger RNA of Bactrocera dorsalis (oriental fruit fly), 1428 nucleotides long. RefSeq lists its product as uncharacterized. The transcript has 6 exons. The record is from RefSeq and is a predicted model, not a curated record. Bases 104 to 1360 code for a protein of 418 amino acids. NCBI's taxonomy places the organism in Eukaryota, Metazoa, Arthropoda, Insecta, Diptera, Tephritidae.
UUGGUAUAAAAGUGCGCCACGCGAGCUACAUUGUUUCCAUUCUACAAUUGAAGCCACACGAAUUACGGAAGGUAAACAUUUUCAAUUUGAGAGCAGUAUUGAAAUGACAAAUAACGAAAAGCGCAACGAGGAUGAAUUCACCUUCCCGGAAUGGUUGAACGAGACAUUUUUUCAAAAAGUACUGAAAAAUGUCGAAACUGAAGGCGCGGAGAUCACCAAUUUAGAGCUGAAACCAGGCACAUUGAAAAAUGAUAACUACGCAAGCGUUUUGUUUCGAGCCAAAGUCACUUACACAUUGCAGUCGCAGCCAGCACAAGAGAAGGUUUCAUCGUUCAUAUUAAAAGUACAACCAUUCAUGGAGGGAAACAAGAAAGAAUUGAUGCAAAACUAUAGUUUAUUCGAUACGGAAAUAACUAUGUACACUAAAGUGCUGCCGAUGAUCGAAAAGGUGCUGCGACAAUAUGGUGACAACACCAUUUUGGGACCAAAGCUCAUCGCCUGCAGCACAACCGCACCGUCGUAUGUGAUUUUUGAAGAUUUAGCACUCAAAGGAUACACCACCAUAGGUUACCGCCAUCCUAAUAUGGAGGAAACGAAAUUUGCUCUACUCAAACUAGCAAAAUUGCAUGCCACCAGCUACAAAUUGUGCAAGGAAGAGAAAGACAAUAUCAUAACGACUUUAGACAAGGGCUCAAUGAAUUCUGCCGAUCCCUAUGCCUUUCCAUUUGUUAAAUAUGGUAUUGGAUUACUGAAGGAAAUUCUAAGCGAACACGAUGAUUUGAAGCAGUAUGUGCCGCACAUUGCAGCCGUCGAACAUUUACUAUGCGAAAGAACGAUCGAUAUGUUUAACGAAGCCGGCAGCGGUAAACGCGAUGGUCUAUACGUGCUCAACCAUGGGGAUUUUCAUUUGAAAAACAUGAUGAUAAAGAAAAAUGAGGACAAACUGACUGACGUUAUGCUGCUUGAUUAUCAGAUCAGCAUAUUUGGAUCGCCGGCGAUUGAUCUUCAUUAUGCGUUCACAAUGAUGUUUAGCCCGGAAAUGCGACGUGACCACUUCGACGAGCUACUCUAUUUCUACAUCACGAAUUUUCAGGACACACUGCGCAAAACGGAAUACAAAGGCCACAUUCCCACACAUAUAGAAAUUCGCCAGGAAUUGGCAAAGCAUAGAUACUGGGCACUCUUUUUACUUCUUUGCUUCCUAUUAUUCAACUAUGCACUUGUCGAUGAGAAUAAAGAUAUUGCUGGUUUGGUCGAGAAUGCGGAGGUAAUAAGAAAAGAAUUGGAAGACCCAAACCUUCUGAAUGAGUUACGAGAGCUAUUGCCGAGAUUUCUAUAUAAUGGCUAUUUUGAAGUAUAAUAAAUAUAAAAAAUAGUAAUAAAUUUAAAAAACUAAUUUACUUAAAUAAUAAUAUUGUUAUACAAACA